Molecule: messenger RNA, 867 nt
Organism: Lathyrus sativus (Indian pea)
Lineage: Eukaryota; Viridiplantae; Streptophyta; Magnoliopsida; Fabales; Fabaceae
Source: the annotation of a GenBank genome assembly
AUGGUGGUGCCUUUGGUUAAUGAUGAUCCAAUGAUUGACGGUGAAACUGAAGAUUUGGACGAGAUGCCGUCAGAUUCUGAUUCAGAAGAAGAUGUUAAAUUAGCUGAACCGUCAAAAAAUGCAGUGAACAACAGAGAAGCUAUAUUAGAUAAACUUGGAGACAUAAGCUGGCCCGAGAAUGUGGAUUGGAAGCACAAACUCUCCAUUGAUAUUGAUCAAGAGCAAGAAGUAGAUGUGAACGAUGAUUUGGCACGAGAGCUAUCGUUUUACACACAAGCAUUGGAAGGAACUAGGCAAGCAUUUGAGAAGCUUGAGUCAAUGGGUUUCCCUUUCUUGAGACCUGCCGAUUAUUAUGCAGAAAUGGUCAAGGCAGAUAGUCACAUGGAAAAGGUGAAAAGUCGGCUAUUAGAAGAGAAGCGGAAGAUGGAAGAGGCUGAUGAGAGAAGAAAGGCUAGGGAAGCAAAGAGAUUGUCCAAAGAGAUUCAGUCACAGAAAUUGAAAGAAAGGGCCAAGCAGAAAAAGGAAGACAUUGAAUCUGUUAAGAAGUGGAGGAAGCAGAGACAACAGAGUGGGUUUGCUGACGGCGGCGAUGGUCCAGAUAAGGCUUUGGGCUUUGAAGAUGGGAAAGUGUUUGAGAGAUCAAAGAAGAAAAGGCCCGGAGUGUCUCCAGGCGAUCGAUCAGGAGGUAAGGCAAAGCAAGCUUUUGGAAAGGGAAAGAUGCAAAAGAAAAGAGAUACAAAGAACUCCAAAUUUGGUUUUGGAGGCAGGAAGGGAUCGAAGAAGCAGAAUACAGCUGACACAACUAAUGAUUUUGGUGGAUUCGGUAAGGGUGCUGCUGCUUCUGGAAAUAAGAAGAGGAAGAGAUAA